Molecule: messenger RNA, 7703 nt
Organism: Boleophthalmus pectinirostris (great blue-spotted mudskipper)
Lineage: Eukaryota; Metazoa; Chordata; Actinopteri; Gobiiformes; Gobiidae
Gene: ptpn9a
Product: protein tyrosine phosphatase non-receptor type 9a
Biological process (GO): protein dephosphorylation
Molecular function (GO): protein tyrosine phosphatase activity
Source: RefSeq, a predicted model, not a curated record
GGCAUGCCCCCCCCUCGGUCACAGCCUCCCUCUCCUCUGCGCCUCACCGGGAUCUCUCGCUACAUAAAGGCGACAUUCAGCGCUGGAUUGAUGGCAUUCGCUGCGCAGACGUAACCCGGCGUGUGCGACAGAGCCUCGGCUGUCGAUAUGAUCCGUUUAGCAUCGAAAAAUAGCUGAACAAACCUUUUUUUUUCCCGCAGCCCAUCGCAUAUCUAUCUAUCCCUCCUCUGCUCUCGUCUCCCCCCGAUUUGUCUCUCGCUUUCUCGGUUGAAAUUUGACACAACAUCCGCAAGCUUUCUCUCCCGUUCGGAUGUAGGAGAUUUGGGGUUAAUUGGCCUGGUGUUUUCCUCAACAACUUCCAGGAAUACCAGGCUAACGUUGUAGCAAAUGACUUUAGCCUUUAGCAAAUAAAGGCGCACAAAAUCCAACGCUUUUUUUUAAAACAUCCCCAACCAGUUCUUACUCCAUGAAAACGACACGUCUCUCGGCCAAAAGGUGAUCUGCGACUUUAACCAUGGCAGCUACGUUGACGGUGGAAGAAGAACAGGCAACGAGGCAGUUUCUGGAGGAGAUCAACAAAUGGACCAGUCAGCAUGGGGUGUCCCCUCUGUCCAAGGACCUGGCUGUCAAGUUUCUCAUGGCCCGAAAGUUUGACGUGCUCCGAGCCAUCGAACUCUUCCACAGCUACAGGGAAACACGACUCAAAGAAGGAAUCGUACGACUGCAGCCCCACGAGGAGCCGCUGAGGUCCGAGCUGCUCAGCGGGAAGUUCACUGUGCUGAAUGCUCGGGAUCCGUCAGGAGCGUCCAUUGCAUUAUACACGGCUAAACUCCACCAUCCGAAUAAAACGGGAAACCAUGUAGUCCUCCAGGCUCUGUUCUACCUCCUGGACCGAGCCGUGGAAAGUUUUGAAACCCAGAGGAAUGGCCUGGUGUUCAUUUAUGACAUGGCAGGAUCCAACUACACAAACUUUGAGCUGGACCUCAGCAAGAAAAUACUCAACUUAUUAAAGGGGGCGUUCCCUGCCAGGCUGAAGAAGGUGCUGAUAGUGGGGGCUCCGGUGUGGUUCAGGGUGCCCUAUAAUCUGCUCAGUCUGCUGCUCAAGGAGAAACUCAGGGAGAGGGUUCAGAUGGUUACUGCCGAGCUCAAACAACACCUGCCCAGAGACUGCCUGCCCCAGCACCUCGGGGGGCUGUUACCUCUUGACGCCCACACCAUGAACCAGCAGCUCCUGUCCGGUCAGAACGGGAGGGUGGACCCCGUGGACGAGCUGGUGUGCAUCCCAGUGGAGGAAGGGUCGGUGCACGUGCCGGGGCCCGAGUCCAUGAGGCCCCAGGAGCUGAUGGCUCACCUGGGCCGGCUGCAGCGCUCAGGGAUCCAUCAGGAGUACGAGGAGCUAAGGAAAGAGCCACCACCAGGGACCUUCCACCACUCACAAGCUUUGUACAACCAGGACAAGAAUCGCUACGGAGACGUUCUGUGCCUCGACCAGACCAGAGUCAAAUUAAAACUGCGACGAAAUGAGAGAUCCGACUACAUUAACGCGAGCUACAUGGACGGCUACAAACAGAAAAACGCAUACAUUGGUACACAAGGGCCACUGGAGAGGACAUACGGAGACUUCUGGAGAAUGGUCUGGGAGCAAAAUGUGCUGGUUAUCGUCAUGACAACCAGGACGGAGGAGGGCAGUCGGAGGAAGUGUGGUCAGUACUGGCCUCUAGAGGAGGGAGGGCAGGAGGUCUACGGACACAUCGCUGUAGUGAACCAGAGAGUGGACCAUCACCCACACUACAACCACACCACGCUGGAGCUGCACAACACAGAGACUUGUGAGCAGAGGCAGGUGAGUCACUUCCAGUACCUGAGCUGGCCCGACUACGGCGUUCCCACCUCGGCCGUGACGCUCAUCGACUUCCUGAACGCCGUGAAGAAGCAGCAGAAGAAGACUGUGAAGGCCCUGGGGCAGCAGUGGACCGGACACCCCCUCGGACCCCCCAUGGUGGUCCACUGCAGCGCGGGCAUCGGCAGGACAGGUACGUUUUGCGCUCUGGACAUCUGCCUGUCUCAGCUCCAGGACGUGGGCUCUCUGAACGUGCAUCAGACGGUGAAGAGGAUGAGGACACAGAGGGCCUUCAGCAUCCAGACCCCUGACCAGUACUACUUCUGCUACAACGCCAUUUUAGAGCACGCCCAGAGACACGGGCUGCUGCCGACCAAUCAGUGAGCUCUUAGAGACUGCACCGCUGUUCCGCUGUAGCAUUCAGACGUGUAACUCUUUAAAAAGGACCAUAUUACGCCGUUUUCUGAUCCAUGUUAUAAUGCCGUUUCCUCAUCAAACAUACCUGGAUUUGUGUUUUGUUUCAUUCAUUUCAUUUGUUCCAUUAACAUGCAAAAGUUGAGUUCAAAACACAACUCCAAGUAUGUUUCUGAUGAGGUAACAACAUUCUAACAGGUCUUAAUGCUCAUGAGAGUCAAUUUUGCGUAAUACAGGACCUUUAAACUGCAGAAAAAUGGACGCUCUUUAAUGAGGAACAAAAAUAAGCCAAGAAAAAAAAGCCUAAGUGUCUACGUAGUGCUUAUAUAAUAGUAUAAUUAAACAGGCACGUGACGAUACAUCGGAAUUAGUAUGGAAUAUAUUAAAGGCGUAAUGUGUAACUUUUCAGGUAGAGCAUCUGUUGCCUGCUUUUCUCCAUGGAGAUUAGAGCUGAACGAUUGGGUAAAAAGAUUUAAGUGUGAUUUUUACAGAUAAGCUUUUAAACACAUUUAAACAGGUCCAGAAGAAUUGACAAAAAUCCAAUUUACAAGAACGCCUUGAGUCUUUUACAGGCUGGCGCCACCAAGUGCCUCCUCUCAAUUUAAUUUCUCUCUAGUGACUAAGUCAGGAAAUAGAAUACACUAGAUGAUUCACAAAAACCAUGGAAGUGGUAGUCUGGGCACCAGCCAAUCAAGUGAAGAGCCAUACAUUAUGUGCUGGCAACAAUUCCAGAGAUGGAGGAUUUAAAGCUGGAACAAAGAGAAUGUUCAAUGAAUUUUAUCAAGUUAUUGCCCUUCUUCCUACAAGAUUUGGGAAAAGCUUAAUAUACCAGUUUUCCCUGUUAGUGACACAUUACAUAUGUCACGACUAAAUAGCAGCGACUGGUUAAAUUAAAAAAAGUACCCGCCUACCAUCGAGUGAACGAAUUCUAAUGCUGCGAGUUCAGACUGUUUCUACAAAGUGAAACCGGCUAAUUAAUCAGGUUAAUUAAACCUACCUAUAUCCAGGGAAACGAACAAGUGAUGCAACCUGGCCAAGUUACGGAUCUGAUCUGUGAAGAGGCAAACCAGUCUAUAGUAAGAAUGCAUAUUUUUGGAGAUUUUCAAGCAAUUCAAACACUAUUACAUCAAUAAAUACAAGAUGGAUAAGUUUAAUGUCUUACUGUGGAACUUUUCGGACAACUCUUUAACAACUUCAUUUAGAGAAGCAGGUGGUUGACUCUCCAUUAAAAAACUUUCCAUAGUACACCUUUAGUUCAAAACAUAAAAAUCUGAAGAGAAGCUAAAAUAAUUACAAAUUGAAUUCAUACAAGUUUUUAUAUUGUUAAUUAUUCAGUUAUGGUCUCUUUAAAUGAUCUUUUCCCCACCCAACAAUAUUCAAAUGUAUUGAAACGUGCCUGUUUAAGAGUAAGCAGUAACUAUUCAAGCACACUGAGUGACAAGAGUAAGUUUAUUGUUACAUAUUUUGUAUUUAUUUGUUUAAAAAAAGAAAAUUAACCUGAAAUAUGCCUUUAGCUUCAUCAGUGUCAUACCUCCACCACACUCCAUACAGACCACUUCAGAAACUGUCUUCUGAUAGAAUUCUAGUUUAUUUUGAUGAUUUGGAGAAUUGUGGAAAAAGAUCUCGAUUCAAAACAGUGUAUCAGGUCGUGAAACUACUUCUGCUUUGAAAGAUUAAAAGCUUUGCCUGCAGUUCAGGGAUUUCUGGUACAAAAUCUGCUCCAAAUAAAUGCUCAAAUACGUGGAAAAAUACUGUCGUCUGACCAGAAAAUGACCGAUUCACAUAAAAAGAUGCAACUUUUGACUGUUUUUGGUGUCACAUACUUACCUUUUUUAUUUAUUUGUUUCAACGUACUGCCCUUGUGCUCUUGGCCAAGGCGCUCCUCCCACUUUGCUUCUUUCAAUAUCUUUAGGUAGCUGCAACUAGGGCUGUGAUGAUACAAAAGUUUCAAAUUCUGUUUCUAAUACUAAUUUCAAUACCAUAAUGUUUAGAAACACACUUUUUUUGACAAUAUAAUAUGAUUUUCAACAAAGGUCAGAGUUGUUUUUUUAAUUGCAUCAUGUGGUCUUUAUACAAGUCUGGGUUAGGUCAAAACCAUUCUGAAACUAUUCAGGAAAGGUCUUGUUUUUUUCUUUUUUUUUUCCAGUACUAAUUCUUAAUCUUUCAGACCAUCUUAUCUUUUCUGGCUGUGUUUGCUUAUGUGUGCAUUGUGUCACCAUGGUAACCGCUAAACUUUCCGCCUUACACAUACAUGUAAAACGCCCCUCAGUUUAGCAGAUACAAUAAUUCCAAACAGGAGUGGAAAAAGGUAAUACCAUUGCAUUCUUGUUCUUAUCCGAGUACUUUUUUUGACAACUCUAGGCGCAACAGGAAGGGCAUCUGGUGUAACAAUCUCCAGAUAUUCAACCCUGCAAACAAAAAGCGUCAAUACCAAAUACCAAAAAUGCCUAAACUUCAAAUAACAGCUAAUAAUAUUUGGCUUAAAAUUAUUAUUAUCUGUCACACCCUUCUUCUUAUACACUCAAAUUCAAAACGUGGCAUCUGGUCUUUUAUAUUUUGCUCUAAUUAACUGCAUGUAUGAAUGAAGCACAACUAGUUAGAAUCAGGUUUGUACUUUUCUGAGCUGUUACUAACAUUUGACAAGAGUAAAAUGCACUUUCAUAUGUUCAGAUUCACAAAAAUGCACAAUUUCGCAUCCAGAAUGGGAGUUUGCUGUAUUGCCAUAGUCUUGCCAAAUAGAAAAUGUACGUAUGUAUAUAAAGUGCUUUUUUACCUUUAAGCCACUUAAAACUUUACAUCAAGGAACCACUCACCCAUUCACACAUACUUGUCCAGUUAUUGCUUGGAGUGAAGUAGCAAAUACAUCUCCAAAAAUGACAAAUGACAAAUUCCAAAACUAAUUAUUUCAGAGCUUUUAAACACUAAGCUGUCCCUUAAGCCCAGAGCAGCUAUUACAACAAAAACUUAAUGGAAAAAAUACUGAUGCUAACUGUAGGCAUGCUCUGUCUGAGUUUUUGUGUUAAAAUAAAGCUCAUAUUAAAGUUGAACUAUUUGACCAGAAAGAGCUGGUUUAGUAGGAACUACAACUUUUGCAAAUCUGGUUACAGCACAAAUGGUUAAGAUCGAAUAACUGGCUUGUGUGCCCUCUUGUGGCUGGAUAGAUCAUUACAAUAAUAUUGAUUAACAUUCACAAAAUACUAAACUUAUUCAGAACCAGAACUUUCUUUAAUUCUCUCUUCUUUUUUUUUUUUUUUUGACUCAAUACAUUCAAUACAAGUACCCAUUUCACAGAUUGAAAUUCAUAUUUUCUACAUUUGCAGUUGCUCCCAUCUGCUCAAACAACAUCACUGCAUUCUAGAAUCUGAAAACCACCAACUGUGACACUGAAUAUCCAUCUUAAGCAAAAAUACUGAAUUACAUUUUUGGAGAAUAUAUAUAUUGAAUACAUAUAGCUUGAUUUUGCUUCUAAAAUUGCUGCGAUCCCCUGUUAUUUUUUGUUGAUCUGUAUAAUCGCCACAAUCAUGUUGACAUCCCUAUUUGCAGCGACCCAUUGCCUUUGAUUACGCUUUAGGAAGUGAAUGUAUCGUGUCAAACCACAGAUGCCAUGAAUUCAACUGUACGCCUUCAAGUCCUCGUCUCAUGAGUUUUUAACACAAAUGGUUUCUUUGCACUUUUACAGAUUGCCUUUAUGUGCUCAGUGAUUAAAGGUCCCAUAUUACGCUAUUAUCUGAUCUAUUUUAUAAUGUUUCUUCAUCACAAACAGACCUGGAGUUGUUUUGUUUCAUUCGCGCAUUUUGACACACAAACCGUGCAUAUUUAGUUAUUUUCUCAAACAGAAAACACUCCAUGCACAUUCACUAGAAUAAUUAGUAUAAUUUUAGAUGUAAAACUACCACUUCAUUAUGACAUCACAAGGUGGAACAGCAUUUUGAGCUUUGGAGAUGUAGACAGACUAUUAAUAAAGGGCUACUCAAAAGUGUGAACAAAACAAAACACAGCUGCAGGUCUGUUUUUGAUGAGGAAGCUUUAUCACAUGGCUUAAAGCUCACGUUUUGUCAGUUUUGCGCAAUAUAGGACCUUGAAAGAUGCACUAUGUAACUUUUGUGGUAGUGCGUAUGCCACCUGUUUGUUUCUGUGACUAUGUUAAAGCUUUGCCUGGAACAUUCCGGAGUAUGGCAUCAAGCAAACAGUCACAUUCAGUUAAUUGCAAAAAUAUGCUUUGAAAAAACAUGCAGCGAGCAGUUUUGCGCCUCCAAAGAUUCUGCUUGGUCUCCAUGGUGAUAAGUAUAAUGCCGGACUGUGGAAUAUUUCAGGCAAUGAAUGCAAUAGCAAGCAAAUGGUAGACCCCUCACCAGAAAAGUUACAUAGUGCAUCUUUAUAAAUACAAUACAAUAUAUAUAUAAAAAAUAACAAUAUAAAAGCUCUAGGUCUUUGAGUAUGUGAUGUGUUAAAUGGUCUAACCUACAAGUCUUGUGUUUCUUCAGAUGUACAACUAAACAAUCUGGCUUAUUUUCUAGGGCUGUGGUCGACUAAAGACAUGUCCUGCUGAUUGAUUGGUUGACCAAAAAGGGAGGCAUGGCUAAGCUCUCAAAACUCUUAAGUGUCUCUGUAUCUAAUCUGACCCAAACUGCACUCGCAAGACUACACCUGCACGGGAGUUCAUGCAAAAACUACUAUUUAUACAGAAGAAGUACUAGGAAAAAUAUUUAUAUAAAGACAGAUUAAACUUGUCAUAUUUAAAUCCUAAUGAUUACAUAAAAUCCAAACAUUCAGAGUCAAAGAUUUUGGUGGAAGCCACGAUGGAAAUGCAAGGCAAGUUUAUUUGUACAGCACAAUUCGUACACAAAGUAAUUCAAGGCGCUUUGCAGAAUAAGAAAGACCGUGAACUCACAAUACAAACAGAACAGAACAUAAAUUUAUCAUAGAACUAAAAGAGAAGAGAGAAGAAUGUGGAUAAAAAAUGGUUAAACAACUACAGCCCUACUAUUUUGACAUUUUCUGGAUAAAAAGUGUUCUUAUUACACCCUUUAACAGCUGUUUCAAGUCUGGCUUCAACUUUCUGCACAGCGUAGUUAAUCAAAAUAAAAUCUGUAAAAUCAUGUUAGAAUGUGGUUGAAAUCUGUCUGUCAUUUGUCUAUAUAUAUAUAAAACAUGUACAGAGCCUUUAGUCUUUGUGUCAUUAUGUUGCUGGGUAAAAAAUUCUUUACUACAAAAUUCAUAUUGAAUUUGCUGGUAGUGAAGUGUUGAGUCUGCCGUGUGUUGUCCAUUCGACGAUGGACGCAAUGCCCUAUUUUUUAUUUUUCUAUUCAAGUUUCUUAGAUUUACACAAGCUAUACAGUUAUUUACAUUUAUUUUAUAUGUGUUUUGUUAUAACCUAUUACUUUAUUGUUUAGUCAUGACUAUUGAAUCAAGCUAUACUCUUAUUAAAUACAAACUUUGUGAAAGUGAA